Triticum aestivum (bread wheat) is the source of this 9211-nucleotide messenger RNA. RefSeq names its product putative disease resistance protein RGA1. Bases 898 to 5583 code for a protein of 1561 amino acids. Gene Ontology annotation, molecular function: ADP binding; ATP hydrolysis activity. The record is from RefSeq and is a predicted model, not a curated record. The transcript has 15 exons. NCBI's taxonomy places the organism in Eukaryota, Viridiplantae, Streptophyta, Magnoliopsida, Poales, Poaceae.
UACAUUUUUCCCAGCCUCGCGUGUAUAGCCUUUUCACGCUGGUGUCUCGGCCUCUCGGCUCGAUCUUCUCGCUCGCGAAUGGCGUCCGCGUCGUCAUCACUCUCCCCCACCCACCGAUGGCCUCCCGCUCAGCCCGAACUUCCCUGCUCGCCACCGGCCCCGCCUCGCUUUCCAGUGCGUCGGCUAGCCGCUCUACCAGUCCUCCGCCUCCCUUUCCAGUGCGUCGGUGGCCUCGAAGUGGUGUCUGGGAGGUGUUCGACGGAAUGCUCCUGCGGGUCGGGAGCACAGCUGGCCUCCCAGCCUCGCAGGUAAGGAUUGGUCUGUUCCUCUGUGCAUUAUUGCAAAUUACAAUGGCGUCUGAGUCAGAGUCUGAGGUUGAGUAAUCCAAGGACUGGCUGGGCAGCCAUUCGGACGUUGCCCAACUUCACUUACAGUUACAGAAUUAAACGCUGGUGGUCGUUAAAACAGCGAGGAGUUAACAAAGGCAUAUGAAAGAGAGUAGACGAUGCGAUGCCAAUGAAACAAGUGUGGGUUUGGUGCUUGUGCUUGCCGUUGCUUGAGAAUUUGAGAUGCCUUGGUGUCUUCUUCAACUUGUCACAGCGGUGCCUGUUUCUAGAAAAGAAAAGGAUAAGAAUCAAAUAAAGGAAAACUCCACCAGCAGCUGCUAGCUAGUAGAAUCAAACGAAGGAAAGGAAUGCUCCACCAACAGCUAAUGGUUGAUCCCAGCCUCUCCUCCCACGACAUCUUCCCUGCACGCGCCUACAUAUACCCACUCCACGCAACCAGCUCCGGCAAAACAAUAUAGAGAAAAGGAACUCCGGUCGAAUUCCGUCGCAACUCGAUCAUCGUCGUCUUCGCAGCAGGGAGCCACGCCGGAUUCACAUUCCUGGCGUUGCGAUGGACUUCGCCGUGGACGCUGCGCUCUGGGUGUUGGGCAAGGCGCUGGCCCCGGUCACGGACGGCCUGCUGGAGUCAUGGGCGGCCAGCGCCGGGCUUGGCCACAACAUCGACGCCCUCAAGAUGGAGCUCCUCUAUGCGCAGGGGAUGCUCGACAACGCGCAGGGCAGGGAAUUCCGCAGCCCCGCGCUCAAGGAGCUUCUACACAAGCUCGGGGAGCUCGCGUACGGGGCGGACGAUGUGCUCGACGAGCUCGACUACUUCCGCAUCCAGGAUGCGCUCGACGGCACCUACCACGCCGCCGCCGACUUGGAUGCACAGGGCUGCAUUGAUGGCCUCCUCCUCAAUGCUCGGCACACCGCCAGGGACACUGCUCACAAACUCAGGCUCUCGGCCUCAUGUUCGCGUGGUGCAAGCGCAAGCCAUGGUGAUCCUGACGAUGAAGCAGAAGGUGGCAAACAAGGAUGCCUAUGUAGCAUUCGCACUCGCGGCAGGCAUCAAAUCAGCUCCCCACCAGCGUCACCAACCAACAACGGUGGAUGCAUUUCCAAGGUCGCUUCUCGUGCUCGCAGCACUGCCCACAUUAUCAGUAAGAACUUGACAUGCUACUCCUUCCCGUCCGUUCACGAUGAUGAUGCCAUGUUGGAAUCGUCCAACAUGGCAGCGAGUGGACGGUGGUUCCUUUGUGGCGCCUGGAAGUCCAAGGCAGUACAGACAAAUCAUGUAGGGCAAACUCCCAAAAUGGAAUUUGAUAGGGUGGGGAUGUCCCAAAAGAUGAUGGAAAUAGUGGAGCAGCUGAAAGCCCUAUGUGGAAAGGUCUCCACCAUCCUCAAUCUAGAGCUAUUGGGUUCUAAUCGUACCCCUAACCAAGACACUACCAUGAACAGACCCAAAACCACCCCAAACAUUGUAGAGCCUGAGUUAUUUGGGAGAGAUAGUCUGAAAAAGAACAUCGUGGAUGAUAUUACACAUGGUAAAUAUUGUACAAGUGAACUUACUGUGGUUCCACUUGUUGGUCCGGGUGGUAUUGGGAAGACAACACUCACACAACACAUAUUUAGAGAACUAGAGAGUUCUUUCCAAGUUUCGGUUUGGAUAUGUGUCUCUCUCGAUUUUAAUGCAGAUAGGUUGCUACAAGAGAUUGUGAACAAGAUCCCUAAAGUAAAUGGUGAAAAGGUUAAUACUAGCAACCAAGAGUUAAUUGAACAAAGGUUGAAAUCUAAGCGGUUGUUGCUUGUUUUAGAUGAUGUGUGGACAUAUCAUGAGGAUGAGUGGAAAAAACUAUUAGCUCCAUUAAAACAUAACAAUGGAGACAAGGGUAAUGUGGUUAUAGUCACUACACGAAUUCCAAAGGUAGCAAGUAUGGUCACCACAACUAAUUCUUCAAUCGACGUGGAACGUCUAAGUCAUGGGGAUACUAUGUCUUUCUUCGAAGUAUGUGUAUUUGGUGACCAACGACCAUGGGAAGACCACCCUGAAUUACGUGAUGUUGGGAAUACAAUAGUAACAAAAUUGAAAGGUUUCCCUCUUGCAGCAAAAACAGUUGGUAGAUUACUAAGAAACCAGCUUACCUUGGACCACUGGACAAGAGUUGCAGAAAGUAGAGAAUGGGAAUUACAGACCAACGACAUUGACAUUAUGCCUGCCCUAAAGCUUAGCUAUGAUUUUCUCCCUUUUCAUCUACAACAAUGUUUUUCCUAUUGUGCAUUGUUUCCAGAAGAUUAUGAAUUUGGUAGCAAAGAGUUGACUCACUUCUGGAUAGGACUAGGCAUUAUAAGGUCACAUGAUCAGGCCAAAAGAACAGAAGAUGUUGCACUGUGCUAUUUAAAUGACUUGGUAAAUCAUGGAUUCUUUAGAAAGAAUGAGAAACAAAAUGGUCCUCGUUAUGUUAUUCAUGAUCUACUACAUGACUUGGCUGUGAAGGUUUCAUCGUAUGAAUGCCUUUGCAUAUAUAGUUCUAACAUAAGGUCCAUACAAAUUCCUGCAUCCGUACGUCACUUGUCCAUCAUUGUAGAAAAUACUGAUGUCAAAGAUAUAAUCACUUUUAAAGAAUACAACAGUUAUUUGAGUGCACUAGGUAAAAGAUUGAAAGUUCAGAACUUACGCACUUUGGUGCUGUUUGGUGAAUACCAUGGAAACUUUGCCAAAACUUUUAGGGGUUUAUUUAGGGAAGCUAGAGCCUUACGCACUAUUUUUCUGUCUGGUGCAUUGUAUUCUGUGGAUGAUGUGUUGCUGGACUUUUCAGAACUUGUCCAUCUCCGCUACCUAAGGAUCAAAUCAGUUCGUAAUAAGGACAUGUGCUUACCUAGUGCAUUGUUUAGAUCUUAUCACUUAGAGGUAAUUGAUCUUGAAAGUUGGGGAGGUAGCUUUGGUUCAACAAGUCAAAUGAGCAGCCUUGUAAAAUUGCGUCAUUUUGUUGUGCCGGAAGAUAGUCUUAAACUUCACUCUAGCAUAUGCGAGGUUGGGGAACUUAAAUUCCUAGAGGAACUGAGGAGAUUUGAAGUGGGAAAAGAAACCAAGGGUUUUGAACUAAGUCAACUAGGAGAACUGACAGAGCUUGGAGGAUCACUUGGCAUUUAUAAUCUCGAAAAGGUGCAGAAAAAAGACGAGGCAAAUGAACUAAAACUGAUAGACAAAAACCACUUGCACAAGUUAAUACUAGAAUGGUGUAUUGAUAGACCUAACAGGAAUGCAGAACAAGAAGAACAUGUCAUUGAAAGUCUCGUACCACACAGUAAUCUGCAAGACCUAUGCAUUAGAGGACAUGGAGGUGCUAAUUGCCCAUCAUGGUUGGGCAGGUACCUCUCUGUUGAAAAUUUAGAAUCUCUUUCCCUAUGUGACGUAUCUUGGAGCAACCUUCCCCCUUUAGGGAAGCUGGGGUUCGUUGCUGGUGAAGGGUGGCAGAGUCAUGUCUCAAGCCAAAGUUUCCAUAUUCUGAAAAGGCUAGAAAUAGUCAACAUACCAAAACUACAAAAAUGGGCUGGAAACGAACCUUGUCAUUUGUUCUCCGUUCUAGAGGUGGUCAUCUUUAUAGAUUGUCCUGAACUCGUCGAAUUGCCAUUUUCACACCCUACUAGCCAUCGAGCAAAGCAUGAUGAGAAUAUGUCUUGGUUUCCUAAACUACGGGAGCUCAAGAUUAUAUGCUGCCCCAAAUUGGCGUCAUUGCCUCCAAUCCCUUGGACUCAAGCUCUGUGCUCUGCUGAGAUAAGGCAAGCAGGAUCAGUAUUUGAGCAGCUAGUUUACCCAAAUAACUACGGAGCGGAAUUGAGUUUGGAAGUUGAGGGAAAAGAUGGUCAGCAUGGCGUGCUGUGGAAUGGGCUGGCUUUCCAUAAUCUAGCUGGUCUGAAAGGGCUGUGGGUGAAGAACUGCCCUCCCCUGCCACUGAUUCACCUCCAAAAGCUAAAAUCUCUCAAGUUCCUCGUGAUAACCGGUACGAGCAACUCGUUGCUGCUGUUUGAAGGUGAAGGCUAUAAUACUGAAUGCCCGCUUCCAGUUGAACAUAUUGGGAUCAAGGAGUGUGGUGCUGAUGGGAAGGAACUGACACAACUAUUAUCUCAUUUCUCGAAGCUCACUAAGUUGGGAGUGAGAAGUUGUGAGAAGAUAACAGAGCUUGGCGUGGAGGUGCUUCAGACAGAGAUGACGACAUCAUCUCCAUGUAAUGAAAUUGUAAUUGAGUAUGCACAAGAAAGGCACCAUCAGACAAGAGGGGAGGAGGUAGAAGAUGCAGCAGCAGGAGGAGGAGGUCUGCUGCUGCUGCCUCGGCAACUAGAGGAGUUGAGCAUCAUUGAGUGCAGAGAGCUGCGGUUACUCUCCGGUUCACUUGGGAAUGACAGCAAACACGGAGGAGGGCUCCAGAGUCUUUGUCCUCUCCAAAGUCUCUGCUCCCUCCGCUCGUUGGAGAUAUAUGAUUGCCCCAGGUUCCUCUCGUCCUAUUCGUCCUCCGCCUCAUCUUGUUUCCCCUUCCCGACCUCCCUGCAACAACUCAUGCUGUGGGGCGUGGAGGGCAUGGAGACGCUGGUUCCCCUCUCAAAUCUCCUCUCUCUCACCGAUUUAACCGUGCAUAACUGUGGGGAUCUAAGAGGCGACGGCUUGUGGCCUCUCGUCGCCCAGGGCCGACUCACACAAUUACAAGUCACUGAAACCCCCAAAUUCUUCACUGGUUCAGAGCCCUCACAACCGCAUGACCAAGAGAUUCCUUCCUCUUCAUCCAAACUCGAGCGUCUCUGGACAGAUGACUUGGUGGGAGUCCUUACCGCGCCCAUCUGGGAACUCCUCUCUUCCUCCCUCACCAAAUUAAUCUUUUGGGGGAACAAAGAGGUGGAGCGCUUCACAGAGGAGCAAGAGGAGGCCCUUCGCCUCCUCAGUUCCCUCCAGGAACUCGAGUUUUUGGGCUGUGAGAAGCUGCAGCGCCUCUCUGCAGGGCUGACCAAGCUUGCCAGCCUCAAGAUAUUACGCAUCUGGUGGCGUCCAGCCAUUCAAUUGCUGCCCAAGGACGGACUACCAAGUUCUCUGCAAGAAUUAGACAUCAGAGACUGUCCUGCCAUCAAAUCUCUGCCCAAGGACGGCCUGCCAAGUUCACUACAAAAAUUAGAGGUUCCUUAUGGCAUCAGCGAGGAGCUUAAAAGGCAGUGCCGCAAGUUAAAAGGAACCAUUCCAAUAAUCAUAGACUACAACAACGACUACUAAUCCAAGGGCUCUUCUUGGAUUUGUACAUUCUUCUAGCCUAGUCUUAUAGAUCCAAUUCUCUUUCUAUCCAAGCACAGUUCAUGGAGUUGCUGCCCUUACAAGCAUGAAGAAGGUUUCAGAUUAUUAUUGCACCCGCACAUUAUUAUACUGGUUAUGGCCUCUGCUAUGGAGCUCUAAAAAUUGUUCUACCUUUGAAGAACUUUCUGCAUGCACAAUUUUGGACGCCAUGACCUUGUGUGGCUUCUCCUACAUAACUAUGGGAUCUGUCUUGGAGUUGUACAUUCUUAUAGCCUUGGAGAGCUUUCUCCUUCUACGAAAAAAGCUAAAAAAAAACAGAAAAAGAAAAAAGAGAAAAAAAAGAAAAAGAGAAAAAAAUAAAAGGAAAAAGGAAAAAAAAGAAAAAAAGGAAAAGAAAGGAAAUGGUUUUAAAAAAGAGAGUAAAGCUUUCCAUCUGUUCAGUGUCCGCACGUGUGGUAGUCUUGUGACUUUAUGUGAGGUGUUUGUGUAGUUGUUGUACGUUCUUUCACAGCAAAAGUAGUAAUUUUAAUUGUGUAGGGUUGUUUGUCUGAUAGUUGUGUUGCAUAUUUGGAAAUCAACAUGGCAGUAGUAGCUCCCAACAAAAGGAAAGGGAAAUGGAAAUUUGCAAGGGAAAGAAUUAAAUCCAUUAUGUGGUUUCUGUGUGGUAUCUGUAUGAAAAGGGAGAAAUAUUAACUGAUUAUGAGUUCUGGGACUGAGAGAAGCUGCAGCGCCUCCCCGAGGGGCUAACCAAGCUUGAGAUUGCAGAUCAGAGACUGUCCAGUUGCUGCCCAAGGACAUCCUCCUGAACCCCUCUACAAGAAUUUGUGAUCGGGCGUUGUCUGUUUUGUCAAAUCUCUGCCCAAGGACGGCCUGACAAGUUCUCUAUGGAAAUUAGAGGUUUUUAAUGGCAUCAGCGAGGAGCUAAAAGGGAAGUGCCGCAAGUUAAAAGGAAUCAUUCCGAUAAUCAAAGGCUACAACUAAUCCAAGGGCUCUUCUUGGAUUUGUACAUUCUUCUAGCUUAGCCUUGUAGACCCAGUUCUUUGUGUCCAAGCACAGUUCCAGAACUUGCUGCCCAUGAAGAUCCCCCUUUAUAGCACCCAUCCAUUGCUAAACUGGAUGGCCUCCCGAGUUGUCUCCAACAAUAUGGGAUCUCCUACUGUUAGACGACCUCCUAAGUUCACCCGCAUUACAUGUCUGUGGUGACAGCAGCAAGGAGCUAAAAAAGGCAGUCCAGCAGAGCCCUUCUUGGAUGCGCACAUUCUUCUAGCCUUGCCUUGUAGACCCAAUUAUGUCUUUCAUGAAGUUGGCAAUCCAUGUGCAAAUGCCUCCAUGUGCACCUCCAUGUACAUAAACUGCCUACUUUGCAGGCCUCUGCCAUGGAGUCGCAAAUUCUUCUGCCCUUGCAUUCACACAUAGUGCGUGCUUCAUUUCUUCGGGUGGCAUCACCUCCCUGUGCAGAUAUGGGAUCUGUCCUGGACUUGAGCUUUCUCAUAGCCUUGUAGAAAUCUCUUCAUUCUUCUGGCCAAAAAAAAAGAAAAAAAAAAGAAAAGAAAAAAGAGAAAAAAGAGAAAAAGGACAAAGGAAAAAAGGAAAAAAGAAAAAAAGAAAAAGGGAAAAAGAAAAAAAGGGCAAAAGGAAAAGGAAAGAAAAAAAAAGUUUUUUACCUAAAAAUCCAAACAUUCAAAGUUAACACAUAUUGUUGUGUGGUACCUUUAAAAUGGGUAGUUGUGUCAUUGUAUCAUGUUCUUUCAAGAAAAAAAAAAGGUAGCGGCAUUGUUGGAUUUCGAGUUACAAACUUUCUUACUCAGAAAUAGGACCGGUUGCCUGAUAGUCGUGUUUAAAAUUGGGAAACCAACAAGGGAGUAUUAGGUUCUUGUAAAAGAAAAGAAAGGAAAAAAGGGAACAAGAGAACCAAAAGAAAGAAGAGUAAAACAGGGAAAAUAGUAGCAGACUCCAUUGUGUUGGAUUAAUGAAGUGUGCGCCCUGCAGUGUGCUAGACUGAAGCUGAAUUAAUAAGAUCAGCCUCCUUGGAAGCAAAAGUAUGUGCAGAAGUUGUGGUUAGUUCAGGUUGUCUUCUGUCACUGCAAUGGCCAUAAAAGUAACGGUACUGUCCGGUGAAUGCAAUCUGUUCCAAGCGCUUUUGUAUCAAAGCCAGGAUUAUAUGGUUCUUGAACUGCAUGCGCACAAUGUGAACUGAAACAUCUUCAGCUUAGACUAUCCGAUCAAUCGUGAAACGCUGCCAUGAAAUCUGACCAGGCCAAAAUCCUCCUUCAGAUGAAAGUAACGGUAUUGUUCGGUGAAUGCAAUCUGUUCCGGGCGCUUUUGUAACAAAGCCAGGAUUAUAUAAUUCUUGAACUGCGUGGUGCACAAUGUGAACCGGAUCAUCUUCAGCUUGGACUAGUUUAAUCAUGAAUCGGAAAAUGCGACCAUGAAUAUGCGAUCAAGCAAAACCUUCCUUCAUAUGUCUCUUUAUUAGCAGAUAAAACAUGGAAGGUACCGGCAAAAUGGUUGGCAUUUUCUUCACAAAAGGAAAAUGCUGCUCAUCUGGUUUGCAUGGCGUCUUCAGUGCCGCGCUCUGGAAAUCCUACUCUGCUGGGCUCUCUUGAGAAAGGGAAACGAAGGGAAAAUGUGAAAAACCUAAUAAGGGAAGAAAGAGAAGUGGGAAAUAUAACAUAUAAAAGCAACUCUCCAUCUACUUACACUUUGCACAAGUGGGCUGAGAUGUGCGAAAUGCGGAGAGCUGAGGACCCAUCCCUCAACCAAAACCCCUGUGGCUCCAUGCUGUGGUGGUGUAGAGAAUGGUCAGAAGUUUGGCAUGGUGGCGAAGGGUGUUGGGUGAGUAGCGGCGAUGCCAACGACUUGGUAGUGAGCGAUCCAUGGCGGCGGCGAAGGAAGAGCAUAGAGGUGACAUUCCUGUUUGGUCUGAGUUCGAGUCUGCGUGUUGCCCCCCUUAAAGUUGAAGCCAUAUCCUUGCUGGUCAGGGGUGCUCGAUAGAAGACACAGUCAACAGUGCUUCUUGAUGUAGACUUUGGUACUAGAUGAAGAACAGGUUCAUCCGGGGUAUUCAUUGGUCAGUUCAUCGCAGCUAGAAGCACAAGGUGUGUUCUGGUGCGCUGACGGGUGGGCGCGCAUAGAUGGAUGGUGUAGAAUGUGAACCGAAUCAGUUUCAGCUUGGACUAGUUUAAUCGUCAAUCGAGAAAUGCGGCCAUGAAUAUUCGAUCAAGCGAAAAGCUUCAUUCAUAUGGUGGUGUUGGAGUUGCAGGCUCAAACCCACUGCCAAGUGCUGCUUUUUGUACUCAACAUGGGAGAUGCAUGAAGAUUACAGGUCCGGGAUCAUGUGAAUCCUACAUAAUGUCUAGGUGUUCAGCUCGCAGUUUCAUCUCCAUGAAUUUAGUCUUGUUUUCUAUUGCACCAGGAAGGUGAGCUAAGCAGACUAGCUGCGAGAACGUCAAUCACUUGUCUAUGGUCAGGCACUAUGUAUGUCUCUAAAUAUAUGCUUUUCUUUGCUUUCAAGCUGUACUAAACACGAUUAAUUGUAAUAAUGUAACCUUGAUGAGCAAAGUGAGCAUCUCACUGAUUCUCAGAGUAAAUAUGAAAGUGGCGUUGCUAA